AUGCCAACAACCUUGAAAUCCAGACAAGACAUCUGCUUGACACGCCCUCGCCACCCUGGACUUGGUGUCCCAUAGACCGGGCCAUGAAACGUUCUUCUCGUUUAUGAUUUAAAUUUCAAUCAUCAUCAGCAGUCGCUCAGUGCCCAGCGACACCCAUUUUCAAUCUUUAGAGUUGAGCAGACGCUGCCACACUUCAAGAUGCUUCUUCUGCAAGUCCUCCACUGACCAUCAUUUUCGCCAUCUUCUUCUUCUUCUUCUUCUUCUUCUUCUUCUUCUUCUUCUGGUGUGACCUUUGCUUGAUCUAAGGCAGAGAAGACGAAGAGACGAAGACAUGAGUUUCAGGGAGGAAACAGAGGAACUUCGGAAGCCAUUCCUGCACACCGGAAGCUGGUACCGCAUGGGCUCCAGGCAGUCCAGCAUCAUGGGCUCCUCUCAGGCCAUCCGCGACGGCUCCAUCUCCGUCCUCUUUUGCGUCCUCAUCGUUGCCUUGGGCCCUAUCCAGUUCGGCUUCACGUGUGGUUACUCUUCUCCUACGCAAGACCAAAUCAUCAGCGAUCUCGGGCUUUCCCUCUCGGAGUUCUCUCUUUUUGGUUCGUUGUCGAAUGUGGGUGCCAUGGUUGGGGCAAUAACCAGUGGUCAGAUCGCAGAAUACAUGGGGAGGAAAGGGUCGCUAAUGAUUGCCUCGAUCCCUAAUAUAAUAGGAUGGCUCGCCAUUUCAUUUGCCAAGGAUUCCUCAUUUUUAUACAUGGGAAGGUUGCUAGAAGGAUUUGGUGUUGGCAUAAUCUCUUACACGGUGCCAGUAUACAUAGCAGAGAUAUCACCUCAGAACAGGAGAGGGAGCCUUGGGUCUGUCAACCAGCUCUCAGUUACAAUUGGGAUAAUGCUGGCAUAUCUGUUGGGAAUGUUCGCUAAUUGGAGGGUGCUUGCAGUUUUAGGGAUUUUGCCAUGCACAAUAUUGAUACCUGGUUUAUUUUUCAUACCAGAAUCUCCUCGGUGGCUGGCCAAAAUGGGGAUGAUGGAAGAAUUUGAAGCCUCCUUGCAAGUUCUAAGGGGAUUUGAUUCUGAUAUCUCCAUUGAAGUGAAUGACAUUAAGAGAACUGUGGCAUCAACAAGCAAAAGAUCUACAAUCCGGUUUGCUGACCUCAAGAGAAAAAGAUACUGGUUUCCUUUGAUGGUAGGCAUUGGGUUACUCUUACUUCAGCAACUCAGUGGAAUCAAUGGUGUUUUAUUCUAUGCCACUGAAAUAUUUGAGAGUGCUGGGAUUUCGUCAAGUAAUCUUGCAACAUUAGGAGUUGGGGUUAUUCAGGUUAUUGCUACUGGGGUCACUACUUGGUUGGUGGACAAGGCUGGCCGCAGGCUUCUUCUUAUUGUAUCCUCAUGUGGAACGACUCUUAGCCUCCUCCUUGUUGCAGUUGCCUUUUAUUUGGAGGGUGUAACUUCAGAAGAUUCUCAUCUUUAUAAAGUAUUGGGGAUAUUGUCAGUUGUAGGGCUCGUGGCUAUGGUAAUUACAUUUUCUCUGGGACUUGGAGCGAUUCCAUGGCUUAUGAUGUCUGAGAUUUUUCCGGUGAAUAUUAAGGGCCUUGCUGGCAGCCUAGCAACAUUGGCAAAUUGGCUAUCAUCCUGGUUGGUUACCAUGACUGCAAACCUACUUUUGAGUUGGAGCGCUGGAGGGACAUUUACGAUUUACGCGUCAAUCACUGCUUUUACUAUUGUCUUUGUGACGAUUUGGGUACCUGAAACAAAGGGAAGAACUCUAGAAGAAAUUCAGUGGUCGUUCAGAUGAAUUUGUUUGCACAAGCAUGCAUCUAUCUUAAGCUGGAUUCAGGAGAUGUUUUAUGCUUGGCAAUUGGCAUCAUGCACAUGCAGAUCACUUCCAUGCAUCGUUACACAUGUUUCACUUGCAUAGCAUCUCUUCGUGUGGGUUUUCUAAGCAAAAGAGAAGAAUGUGUAACAAAAAUGUUCGUCAAAUACAUUCUAUGAUCUUUCCUUUUGCACUGGUCAAGUUUUCAUGUUAAAUGACUCAGUUCAUUAUAAAGGCCCAUGUCUUAACACAAAACAGCGGUUGUAGGAUGAAAUUGUAGCAUGAGUUCAUAA
Molecule: messenger RNA, 2094 nt
Organism: Malania oleifera
Lineage: Eukaryota; Viridiplantae; Streptophyta; Magnoliopsida; Santalales; Ximeniaceae
Product: sugar transporter ERD6-like 6
Exons: 18
Coding region: 332-1783 (483 amino acids)
Biological process (GO): carbohydrate transport; transmembrane transport
Cellular component (GO): membrane
Molecular function (GO): sugar transmembrane transporter activity
Source: RefSeq, a predicted model, not a curated record